AUUCACAACAUUAUCUAUUUCGAGCUACCCGCUGAGUGAGGAGAUCUGCGCCAAGUCACCUGUCCCGGCUGCGGUGGUGCAUAUGAGCCCUCCCAGCGGUGCAGGGAGUGUUGCAACUUCGCUCAGGAGACUCCAGUGCCGAGCACUGAGCCCGGAGCCUUUUGGGUCUGUCGCAGCUUGAGUACCUCGCCAAUCUACCACCAGACCUUGUGCGUUGUACUUAAGUUCGGUUUGCGACUCCGGGGGGAACGAGUUUUUCUACAGGCAUUUGCAAUCCAGUUUCAAAGGUUUUCUGGUUGGCUUCAUUGCCCCUUACAUUUAUUCAUAUUUGAAAAAAUCAAGAAAAGUUAACACCAAAAAAAAACUACAAUAUUUAAAGGUGUUUGGAGCAGUGGGGACUUAAUCUCAUAUUUAGCUUCUUACAGAGAUUUCGUAGUCAUGGCAAAAACACAUAUAGUUAUGUUGGUGGCAGUGAUCUUCCUGGCUACGGUCCUUUCAGCUGAAUCCUGGGAAGAGAAAUGUCCUGGGGAUCCUGGCUACGUUGAAACGUGGACUAAGAACUUCUGGAGUUUGUUUAAUAUCUUUACCAACGAAGAGCACGUUCGCGUUGGACAAAAUGGCGAUUACGUCCAGAUGCAACUUGAUGAACAAUGUGCUGCGGUUUACGGAUCUAGGCACCAGUACUACACCGGACGAAUGAGCGUCAAACUCAAGCUGCCAUGCGGCAACUCAUCUGGAACUGUCUUUGCGUUCUAUACCUCAUCGGACGGGAAGAAACCUUAUCACGAUGAGAUUGACAUUGAAUUGCUUGGCAAUGAAACCUCGUCAUGUAUCACCAUGCAGACCAACAUAUUCGUCAAUGGUAAGGGAGACAGGGAGAUGCGUCACAACUUGAACUGGUUCAACCCUUGCGACGAUUACCACGAAUACUACAUUCUCUGGAAUUCGGCAAUGGUUGUGAUCGGAGUGGACGACAUCCCCAUCCGCGUGUUCAAAAACAACGAGCAGUAUGGUCUCCCAUACUUUAACAAAGGACAAGGAUUGUACGUCUCUUACUGGGAUGGUAGCAGUUGGGCAACACAGGGUGGACGCAUCAAAAUCGACUUCGCUUUGAACGGUCCCUUCGUCGCCCAUAUGCAUAGCUUCCAUGACCUGCAAGGUUGCCAGGUACCUUCUGAGGACAACAUAUGGCAAUGCCAAUACCCAGCUCAGAGACCUUGCUGGGACCGACCCUGGGUCAACCAUUACUUGACUCAACAGCAAAUAUGGGACUACAAUUGGGUGAAUGGAGAAUUCUGCACCUACGACUACUGCAAGGACGUCGCACGCUUUGCUGCUACCGGAAAGCCCGCCGAGUGUAACCUUCCCCGGUACUAGGCCCUAGUUGAGCAUCUCUAGGUGCUUCUUUUGUAAUUUCUAGGCAGUGUAGACCAAAGAAGAAGCUGCUGAACUUUCGCAUGCCUUGGCUGUGCAAUUCAUUACCAUCUUCGUGCUCCUGAAGUAGUCGAGACUUGGAUUACAAACUCUUUGCCCCAAGCUCCAUUUGCUUGUGAGGUUGUAUCUACUUACUUCAAUGUAAUCAACUGAUGUAAUGAACUUACUCAAUAUCUGGUAAGUGAUCGAUCA
Molecule: messenger RNA, 1626 nt
Organism: Physcomitrium patens
Lineage: Eukaryota; Viridiplantae; Streptophyta; Bryopsida; Funariales; Funariaceae
Product: putative xyloglucan endotransglucosylase/hydrolase protein 12
Biological process (GO): xyloglucan metabolic process; cell wall biogenesis
Cellular component (GO): cell wall; apoplast
Molecular function (GO): hydrolase activity, hydrolyzing O-glycosyl compounds; xyloglucan:xyloglucosyl transferase activity
Source: RefSeq, a predicted model, not a curated record